Messenger RNA from Myotis myotis, 1083 nucleotides. RefSeq names its product olfactory receptor 1I1. The coding region runs from base 7 to 1083 and encodes 358 amino acids. Gene Ontology annotation, cellular component: membrane. Gene Ontology annotation, biological process: G protein-coupled receptor signaling pathway. The record is from RefSeq and is a predicted model, not a curated record. NCBI's taxonomy places the organism in Eukaryota, Metazoa, Chordata, Mammalia, Chiroptera, Vespertilionidae. The transcript has a single exon. Gene Ontology annotation, molecular function: olfactory receptor activity; G protein-coupled receptor activity.
GAUUCCAUGGGUUUUCACAGAAUCCUACAGAUCUCACUGGAGAACUGGGACAAGGCCUGCUUCUCUGACUCCCAGCUUAUGUUGCUUCCCUCUCCCACCCAUCCACCCCCCCUUUUUUUUUUCAGUAGACAAAGACAGCUCAUGGGACCAGAAAAUCAAACAGUCGUCUCAGAAUUCCUUCUCCUGGGACUCUCAGAAAAGCCAGAGUAUCAUGCCCUCCUGUUUGGGCUGUUCCUCUCCAUGUACCUGAUCACUGUCUUUGGGAACCUGCUCAUCAUCCUGGCCAUUGUCUCAGACUCCCACCUCCACACGCCCAUGUACUUCUUCCUCUCCAACCUGUCCCUCGUCGAUGCCUUCUUCUCAUCUACCACUGUCCCCAAGAUGCUGGCAAACCUCUGGUCCCAGAGCCGCGCCAUCCCUUUCGCCGGCUGCCUUGUCCAGCUGUAUGCCUUCCACCUGUUUGGGACCAUGGACAGCUUCCUCCUGGCAGUGAUGGCCAUUGACCGGUUUGUGGCCAUUGUCUACCCUCUGCGCUACUUGGUCAUCAUGAGCCCCCGUGUCUGUGGGCUGCUGGUCGGUGGGCCGUGGCUGAUCACCAACCUCCAGUCACUCGUGCACACCUGCCUCAUGGCUCAGCUGACCUUCUGCGCAGGCUCCGAAAUCCCCCACUUCUUCUGUGACCUCAUACCCCUGCUGAAGCUCUCCUGCUCCGACACCCACACCAAUGAGCUGGUGAUCUUUGCUUUUGGCAUUCUCAUGGGCAUCAGCCCGCUCUCAUGCAUUCUCCUCUCUUACACCUGCAUCUUCCGGGCGGUCUUCAAGAUCCCUUCUGCUCAGGGCAAAUGGAAGGCCUUCUCCACUUGUGGCUCCCACCUCACCGUGGUGUCACUGUUCUAUGGCACCAUCUUCACUGUGUACUUGCACCCCGCAUCUCUCACCUCCUCCCAGAAGGACAAGGCAGCUGCCCUGAUGUGCGGGGUGGUCAUCCCCAUGCUGAACCCAUUUAUCUACAGUCUAAGGAACAAGGACAUAAAGGCAGCCCUGAGGAAGUUCCUCAGCAGAACAACCUCCUCUCAGUCCUAG